UCUGUCACAAAACUGCAUGGAGAGAGUUUCGCCAGAUAUGGGACUCUUACGAAGUUCUCACGAAUCUCAGACAGCCGGAAAGGAAAGAGCACCGAAUGGCAACAUUUAUAACAUGCAUUGGCUACGAAGCUCUCCGGAUUUACAAUGCACUACCUUUUCUGACGAAGCAGAGAAAGGAGAUCUUGACCGAGUGCUAGACAAGAUGCAAAAGUAUUGUCUGUGAGAAACCAACGUUAUCUAUGAACGGUUUCGAUUCAAUGGCAAAACACAGCAAGACGAGCGAGUGAAACUACAGCAUUGCAGAUGAAAGAUAUGUCUGCACAUGAUACGGUGCAUGCGAUGGCCGUGCGAGCGCAGAGAUGGCCAAGCAACAGGGCAAGCCGACGACGAAUGCGAAGCGAAGGUGAGAACGUAUGCAAAUAUUGUGGUAAAUGUCACAGGCGUGGACGACGAUACUGCAAGGCAUUUGGGAAACAAUGUCAGGCGUGCCACAAGAUGAAUCAUUUUACUCACAUGUGCAAGUCGAAAGCAACAGCGACGACCAUGAAAAAGAGCAUAGCAAAGCUACACCUUGUCGAAGGUGAUAUGUCAAGCAGUGACACAGAUAGUCCAGAAUACGGAAAUGACAGAUUGGUGAGUUUGACGUUGACUCCAGACGAUGACGAGUCAGUCAAUGUGCUAAACGACUCCGCUACUACAUAUCCAAACAGAUUGUAUGCUAAUCUACAUGUCAAACGAUGGCAGAUCAAGUUUCAAAUUGACACAGGUGCCACGUGUAACGUCAUUAGGCGACAGGAGGUGCCCAUAUCAACGCGUUUAGAGCAAACAAAGCAAGUGUUAACGCUGUAUGACGGAAGCAGGAUCAAGCCUCUGGGCAGAUGCACAUUAGGAGUGAGAAAUCCAAAGAAUGGGAAUGUUUUCGGAGCAAGUUUGUGGUUGUUGACUACGCUGGAACAGAGUCGAUUAUUGGAGCUUCCUCGGCGCAAGAAAUGGGUCUUAUACAGCUGAAUAUGGAGAAUGUGCAAGCUACCACCACUCAGCAAACACAACAAAGCCACAAGACAAAACCAAUGACAAAAGAGAGCAUGCAGCAGCAAAGUGAUUGGGAGAAAGA
This is a messenger RNA of Corticium candelabrum, 1114 nucleotides long. RefSeq lists its product as uncharacterized. The transcript is spliced from 2 exons. The record is from RefSeq and is a predicted model, not a curated record. Lineage: Eukaryota; Metazoa; Porifera; Homoscleromorpha; Homosclerophorida; Plakinidae. The coding region runs from base 304 to 1008 and encodes 234 amino acids.